AUGUCUACAGGCUCCAAUGGCGCCCGGCGCAUAGCGUCGCUGCUGCGCCCAAGAUUCGACGCUGCCGUAUGCCGAAGCUGUCAAGAAACCAUCGGUCGCCGCAACUACGCAUCUGCUGCGGCGGAGCCAACAACCACAUCCUCCGAUCCCUCCUCUACAUCUCCGGUUGUCCAGCCCGCAUACACCAUCAAUGCCGGUGUGGUGCUGUCGCGCCCGCCGGUCAUCACACGCGACCUCGAGCCAUUCGAGAAAGCAUUCUACCUUUAUCAAAAGCGACUGAACGAGCGCCAGGCCCUUCCUUUCACAAAAUACUUCUACUUCAAGCGAGGUACUCCUCUCGACGAGGACUGGAAAAAGAAGAUCCAGGAGCGACAGACCCCUGCUCGCGAUAUCGGUAAAUACAACGCGUACGCCCCCGAUGCAUGGAACGACGAGCUGCUCCUCGGUGCGAAGGAAGCAGAGCCCGAGUAUCAGGUCGAGAUGUUGGUGCGCGAUGCAGAAUCAACGGCCAAUGCUACCUCGCAGGAUACCAGCAAGAAAGAGGAGAUUCCGCGGCCACAUCCGCGGGUGACGGAGGCCGAUAAGAAGGGAGACCAGAAGAGCUUGAACCGUCUUCUGUCCCGUACCCUGUAUCUUCUGGUCCAGUCGAAGGGAGGACAGUGGAGGUUCCCUCAGUCGCAAAUUGCGACUGGCGAGACUCUUCGUCAGGCUGCCGAGCGUACCCUUUUCGAAUCCGCCGGCAAGAACAUGAACACUUGGAUGGUUGGCUACCACCCAUUCGGGCACUUUGUUCGCAACAUCAAGCCCCGCGCUAACUCUAAGACCGGAGCCGAGAACCUGGGCGAGAAGACCUUUUUCUUGAAGUCUCGCAUCAUGGCUGGCCAGGCCGACCUGUCCGCCAACCUCCACAACCUCGCAGACUUCAAGUGGCUAUCGAAAGAGGAGAUUUCAAAGUUUGUCCACCCGCAAUACUACAGCCAGAUUAAGAACAUGCUGGCCGACCGGUAA
Molecule: messenger RNA, 1008 nt
Organism: Penicillium chermesinum
Lineage: Eukaryota; Fungi; Ascomycota; Eurotiomycetes; Eurotiales; Aspergillaceae
Product: mitochondrial 54S ribosomal protein mL46
Exons: 3
Coding region: 1-1008 (335 amino acids)
Cellular component (GO): mitochondrial large ribosomal subunit
Molecular function (GO): structural constituent of ribosome
Source: RefSeq, a predicted model, not a curated record